This is a messenger RNA of Penicillium argentinense, 588 nucleotides long. RefSeq lists its product as uncharacterized. Lineage: Eukaryota; Fungi; Ascomycota; Eurotiomycetes; Eurotiales; Aspergillaceae. The record is from RefSeq and is a predicted model, not a curated record. Gene Ontology annotation, molecular function: DNA binding. The transcript has a single exon. The coding region runs from base 1 to 588 and encodes 195 amino acids.
AUGUCUCGAUCUCAGCAUUCAGAUAGUCAAUAUCCAGCAUCUCAAUAUGCUGAGACUUUUAUUGAUCCAGAUAUCCUGCAAUCGGACGACUUCCUUGACUUCCCAAGCCAAGCAGGUCGUACAACCCCCUUUUCUGAUUACUCUCUCCCUCCUAUACGACACCGUUAUACUGUUCGCGCACCGGAAUCACUUCAACGUGUCGGCAAGCAUCUCCAAAAGCAUUGGAUCCUUUUUAACGACAACCUAACCGACCCUGAUAUGGAGAGUUCCCGGAAAGGAUUCGUUGAGUGGUGGCUAAAGACAGAAUUUGGUGAGAAGGAGGACUUACAGAAGUCAAUCCAAUGGCAAAGCAAGCAAAAGACAUCUAAUGUUUGGGACUGCUUUGAUCAAGUUGCACAUGAGAAGACUGGUGAGCCUAAGGUGAUGUGUAGGCGCUGCCAGGCUGUUCUUGUUCAUCCAAGUCAUCGUCGAGCAGGGACGUCUCCGAUGAAGAUACAUAUGAAAAGUAUUACAUGUGCGAAGCCUUCGGGCUCGAAGAAACAGGGCAUUGAUCAGCUUCUACAGAAUAUGGUCUGUCGUUCCCUCUGA